Messenger RNA from Aplosporella prunicola CBS 121167, 4429 nucleotides. RefSeq lists its product as uncharacterized. Gene Ontology annotation, biological process: transmembrane transport. NCBI's taxonomy places the organism in Eukaryota, Fungi, Ascomycota, Dothideomycetes, Botryosphaeriales, Aplosporellaceae. The coding region runs from base 35 to 4105 and encodes 1356 amino acids. The record is from RefSeq and is a predicted model, not a curated record. Gene Ontology annotation, cellular component: membrane. The transcript has 10 exons. Gene Ontology annotation, molecular function: ABC-type transporter activity; ATP hydrolysis activity; ATP binding.
GCUUGAGUUAGAACACUCCUCAACAACGCCGGUCAUGGAACACCAAGGCGAGCCCAUUGCCGAGACUGUCAAUCGGUUUCUAGGAAGCCACGGAUUAGCAUCUAGCAGCAGAUCGUCCGUCGUCUUUGACCACCUGUCUGUCGAGGGUAGCGGACGAGGAAUCCAAGCCACACCGACAGUAUGGACUGCUGUAAAGUCCUGGGCGAAUCUAAUUAAUCCGAUUUCCUACGCUCGGCCUGAACCGUCACGAACUCUAUUGCAUGCAUUCUCCGGGUCGCUAUGGGGUGGUGAGAUGUUGCUCGUCGUCGGCAAGCCGGGGAGUGGCUGCACGACAUUCCUCAAAACGCUGGCCAAUAUGCGCGAUGAAUACAAAAAUACUUCCGGACAGCUAGUAUACGGAGGCCGCCCUGCAAGUGAUCGGGACCAAGAUCGCGUGCGGUUGACCUUCUGCGCGGAGGAAGACAGCCACCUGCCCUCACUUACCGUGGCGCAGACCCUGCGCUUCGCCGUUCGUGCUACGUGGGACGCGAAGACUCCAAAAGCUGCCAUCCACGCUGCCGUCGAAACAUUGGCUACGUGCUUCGGCUUAAACCACGUCUUGAAAACCAUAGUCGGCAACGAAGCAAUCCGUGGAGUAAGUGGUGGGGAGCGAAGAAGAGUAUCACUGGCGGAAGCCGUAGCGACAUGCCCGGACGUCUUCUGCUUUGACAACCCUACCAACGGACUGGACUCCUCGACAGCUCUGGAGUUUAUGCAGUUGAUGCGCGAGUUCACCAACCAGCACGGGUGCGCUACGGCGAUGAGCGUUUACCAGGGCAGUAACUCUAUGGUCCCGCUCUUUGACAAAGUUCUUGUUAUAAACGCUGGCCGCCAAAUAUUCUAUGGCAAGGCCUCUGAGGCAAAGGAUUACUUUGAGAGCCUCGGCUUCGUCUGUCCAGAGCGUACGACCAUUACAGACUUCCUCAACUCAAUGACAGCCGAACCAGAGCUGCGACAUAUUCGUGAAGGCUGGCAAAUUCGCGCACCUUCAACGCCAACACAGUUUGAAGAGGCUUUCAGGCAGAGCAAGCACUACAAAACAAUGUUGCAGGAUAUAGCCGCCGAGCGCAGUAAGACAUGGCCAGUCGGUCCGAAGAGACCAGUGUACUCUCUGCCACUGUACUGGCAAGUGGUCGAGUGCUCGCUACGCCAGUUCAGGGUGCUCAUCACGGACACCAACACCUGGAUGAUUGAAGCUAUUAGCAUCAUUGUCCAAAGUCUGGUCCUUGGCACCCUCUUCCGCGACCAAGCCAGAGCAACGCAAUCGCUCUUUAUUCUCGGGUCGUCGCUCUUCAAUUCGGUGUUAGUGCCUGCUCUACAGUCAAUGAGCGAGUUUGGCAACACUUUUGCGCAACGCCCGCUGGUUAUUCGCCAGAAGCGAUACCGCUUUUAUCGGCCCAUCAGUUACGGCUUGGGGCUUGUUCUUACUGAUGCCAUUUGGAAAAUCAUUGCCAUUGCCUACAACAUCCCUCAAUACUUUCUCACUGGCUUCCAACGGUCUGCCGACAAGUUCUUCACUUGGUUUUUUAUCGUCUAUGUCGAACACAUGGCGCUAUCCAUGGUCUUCCGUGCCAUUGCAGUGGCAUCGCCAAGCAUGGGACUAGCAGUGUUGCCCGUUGGCCUCAUGUUCAAUCUUUUCGUCCUGUACACAGGUUUAUAUGUUCCAGGACCACAAAUGCAGGUUUGGCUGUUUUGGCUGAGGUACCUCAACCCUCUUUACUACGCCUACGAAUCCGUCGUGGCGAACGAAUUUGGUAACCUAAACUACACCUGUAGCGCUAACGAUCUGGCACCGUACGGCGAAAACUAUGAUUCGGUUGCGAACCAGGUUUGUGCAGUGCCAGGCGCCGUCCCUGGGCAGCCAUACGUAUCUGGGUCUGCAUACAUCCAGGAGCAGUACGGAUUUCAAUCGUCGCAUGUUUGGAGGAAUGUGGGCAUCAACCUUGGAAUAUUUGCCUUUUUCGCGCUUUGCACCGCUAUCGGUAUGGAACGUUACAAGCUCCCUGCUGGUCGACUCGCCACGAUUUUUUACAAAGGCGAGCCUAAGAUCUUCACUUCGGGAGCGAGUUCACCAGUUUCGGACCCUGAGAAGACUGUUUCCGAUGAAGACGUGCCGCCAAUAACCCGAGGGGCUGCGAAGGGGCAAGCGUGGGAGUCAGUGUCUAGCCAUAAUGGGCGCACACUGGCUUGGAAGGACCUCUCAUUGGAGCUGAAGGUGGACAAUGAAACGAAGCGUCUCCUAGAUAACAUUAGCGGGUUUGUAGAACCUGGACAGCUGACGGCUUUGAUGGGUGUUUCUGGUGCAGGCAAGACGACCCUCCUGAACACGCUCGCUGGACGCAUGGAAGUAGGUACCCUUUCGGGUGACCUCUUCCUCGACGGAGGUCCGCUGCCUAAAUCAUUUCGGCGGUACAUGGGCUAUGCGCAACAACAGGAUGUACACUUGCCGACACAAACAGUGCGUGAAGCGCUACAGAUGACAGCCCGGCUCCGCCGGUCCCAGAGUGUGUCCGAUGCAGAAAAGUAUGGACACGUUGAACAAGUCAUCCGCAUGCUGGAGAUGGAAGACAUGGCCGACGCGCUCAUCGGCGUGCCCGGGGCCGGGCUGAACCUGGAGCAGAGAAAGCGGGUGACGAUUGGUGUCGAGCUGUCAGCCAGACCUGACAUUCUGUUCUUGGACGAGCCCUCGUCUGGUCUGGACGGGCAAUCGGCGCUCACCAUCGGCCGACUACUGCGAAAACUGGCCAAUUCCGGCCAGACGGUCUUGUGUACCAUCCACCAGCCCGCGGCGGAGCUCAUGGAGCUUUUCGACCAUCUAGUGUUGUUGAUGCGCGGCGGCCGACUGGCAUACGACGGGCCCCUAGGCGAUAGGUGCUCGACGGCGCUGUCGUACUUUUCUCGCUCCGCGGCGCCCUGUGGACAGGACGAAAACCCGGCCGAGUACUUCCUGCACGUUGUGGGAGCCGGGUCCAGAAACUUGGCUAAGGAGGACUGGGCCUCCCUGUGGCAGGCAAGUGCCGAGAGGGCAGCCCGCGAAAAGCAGCUGGACGGGCUGGUGAAGGCGCAAAACAGCGAAAAGUCGCCCCUGCAUGCCGAAGGAACGCACGCGGUGUCGCUCCUUGUCCAGCUCGACACCACAAUGCGCCGCACUUGGCUCUAUUACUGGCGCGACCCCGAUUACUUCGUCUCCAAGCUGUGGAUGAAUAUCGGCAAUGCGUUGCUUAAUGGUCUAACGUUUCUCAAUUCCGGCAACAACCAGCGUGGCGCCUAUAACCGCGUCUUCUCCGCCUUCAUGUCGCUGAUUGUUGGCCCACCGCUCGGCCUCCAAGCAGAACCUCGAUUCACCACUUUGCGCGACAUCUUCCAGCUUCGUGAGAAGGCUAGCUUGACUUACAGCUGGCUCUGCUUCGUCAUCCCCGCAAUUGUCAUCGAGCUCCCUUAUGCCGUCUUCACCAGCUUGGUCUACUGGCUGCUCUGGUACUUCCCCGUCGGCUACCCCACCGAGCCGUCGCGCGCGGGAUACAGCUUCCUCAUGUACGAGCUCUUCUCCGUCUUUGCGCACAGCCUGGCGCAACUGUGUGCAGCGAUCAUGCCCAGUUUGAACUCGGCCUUUAUGGCCAAUGGCUUCUUCUUCAUGUUCUGCAACACGUUCGCUGGGACCCUGUCACCAAAGCCGUCGACGCCAACCGGCUGGCGCUGGUACUACAACGUCUCGCCACUCUUUUACCUAGGCGAGGGAGUGACCGCGGACGUUCUCUACGACCUCCAAAUCAACUGUGGAGCUUCCGAGACGUCAGUGUUCCAGCCACCUAACGGGACGACUUGCCAGGAAUAUGCUGGCGAUUUCUUGCGCACCGCCACGGGCUACCUGCUCAAUCCGGACGCGGCAUCCAACUGCCAGUACUGCCGGUACAAGGACGGCCAGUCAUACUAUAUUCAAUACGGUUACGACUUCGCUCGCCGCUAUAGAAAUGUCGGCAUCUUCAUUGGGUUUAUUGCAUUCAAUUAUACUGUCGUCAUUGUCAUGACAUACCUCACCAAGGUUAAGAAGUGGAAGAGGAACUGAGGAUAAGUAUGUUGCUUGAGUAUCACGAAUCAAUUCAAGUAACCAUUAUAGAGGCAAAGUUUGUGUUCGGAUGGCAAAUUCGGAAUUACCGUUUAAGAAGUUAAACUUAGAUUAGUAUCCGAUUUUGAAACUGCGAACAAUAUUUGCACAGCAUGAAAUAGAACCACGUUGAUAGAGCUUACCGCUAUGGCUUGCACUAGGGAAUAGUAAACCUGCUAUAAUACAAGUUUAAAUUUAACAGUGGAAAGCGUAGUAGAUUAUAGUGUAGUAGAAUUCUAAUUGUAUGGAUAUCUAAAUAUAACUGUCACGGCUUUUGGUGGCCAU